Molecule: messenger RNA, 1152 nt
Organism: Culex pipiens pallens (northern house mosquito)
Lineage: Eukaryota; Metazoa; Arthropoda; Insecta; Diptera; Culicidae
Product: larval/pupal cuticle protein H1C-like
Exons: 2
Coding region: 131-1051 (306 amino acids)
Source: RefSeq, a predicted model, not a curated record
AAGGUUCGUUGAUUUUGUUGGAUUGCUUUCUGUAAAAUUAAUUUGCUAUAUAUUCUGAAACGAGUCACAAACCAGUAUCAUUGAUCCCAGUGACUUCAGCAACAGUGUACAGAGCAGCUCUCAAGUGACAAUGGCAUUCAAGUUUGUCGUCUUCCUCGCUUCCCUGGCAGUUGCCAGCGCUGGAUACCUGCAGGAAGCUCCAUUGUCCUACAGCACUCUGUCACAUGCUGCCCCACUGGCCUACAACAGCUACGCCCAUGCUGCUCCAUUGGCGUACAACAGCUACGCUCAUGCCGCCCCGGUGACCUAUGCUGCCCAUGCCAGCUAUGCCACCCCGGCCAUCGGAGCUACCCACGAGAGCACUGUCCGCUCCCAUGAUGCUACCGUGUCCCACUACUCCAAGGCCGUCGACACGCCAUACUCGAGCGUCCGCAAGUCUGAUACCCGCAUCACCAACGAGGCCCCCAAGCUGGCCUACGCUAGCUAUGCUGCCCCAGCUGUCGCCACCUACGCCCAUGCUGCUCCAGUUGCCACCUACGCCAAGCAGGUCAGCUAUGCCACCCCAGCUGUCGCCACCUACGCCCAUGCCGCUCCAGUUGCCACCUACGCCAAGCAGGUCAGCUAUGCUGCCCCAGCCCUGACCACCUACGCCCAUGCCGCUCCUGCUGUGUCCUACGCCAAGCAGGUCAGCUAUGCCACCCCAGCUGUCGCCACCUACGCCCAUGCUGCCCCAGUUGCUGUCGCUAAGCAGGUCAGCUAUGCUGCCCCAGCCAUCUCCACCUACGCCCAUGCUGCCCCAGCCGUGUCCUAUGCUGGUUCUUAUGCCCCAGCUCUUUCCUACGCCCAUGCUGCCCCAGCUGUUGCCACGUACGCUCAUGCUGCUCCAGUGACCGUUGCCAAGCAGGUUAGCUAUGCUGCCCCGGCUCUGACCACCUACGCCCAUGCUGCCCCUGCUGUGGCCACCUACGCCCAUGCCACCCCGGCCAUCGCCUCGCACUCCACCGUUGCCCAUGUUGCCUACGACGGUAGCCACGCCCAUUACGCUUUCUAAGGUGUUUUUGAUUUCAAUUGUUGAAAUGUUGUAAAUAUUGUACUGAAUUUUGUUGGAAUGUCAUGGAUUGAUGCAUUAAAAAAUGUGUUGAACAACAUAAA